Capsaspora owczarzaki ATCC 30864 is the source of this 1460-nucleotide messenger RNA. RefSeq lists its product as hypothetical. NCBI's taxonomy places the organism in Eukaryota, Filasterea, Ministeriida, Capsasporidae. Gene Ontology annotation, cellular component: endoplasmic reticulum membrane. Gene Ontology annotation, molecular function: metalloendopeptidase activity. Gene Ontology annotation, biological process: CAAX-box protein processing. The record is from RefSeq and is a predicted model, not a curated record. The transcript is spliced from 8 exons. The coding region runs from base 55 to 1320 and encodes 421 amino acids.
UUUCAGUCUCAUUCUCUUUAUAUCUCUCUCGUUCUUUCUUUCUAAAACCCUCGAAUGCCCCAAGACCCUACGAGUGCAGCCACUGCUGCUGCGGCAACGGCUGCCGCUGCUGCUGCAAUGGACGCGCUGACACACGUCGACGCAGACAAGGUUGGCAGCGCCGCCAAGGACGCCGCGUCGGCCUACGCGUGGCCCGCUGCGAACUGGCUGCGGUCUGUCUUUGAAGCCGGGCAGACCAAGGAGCACCAUCUCGGCGGCAAGAGCGCCAACCCGGGUGCUGUGGGCGAUGUCGCUGCUGCCGUCGCCGAGGCAGUCAACACGGUCUCGUCGUCGCUGGGCUUUGGCGCCAUCGUCCUGCCUGCGGGUGCUGCUGCUGCCGCGUCUGCUGGCAUUGUGAUGCGACACUUGCCGCUGCACUACUCGCCGGCCGCCGCGCUGGUCGGAUCUGCCGUCCUCACCGGCGUCUAUGUCGGAAGUCUCUACAUUUGGCCGCUCCUUGCCAAGCUCGGUGUUGCUUCGCUGUCUCCGGCAGACCCCCGCGCAAUCGACCGCGACGAUCCCAAGGUCGUCCCAACGCGAUUUGCGAGCGCCACCCUCGCGUGCGUCGCCUCUGUUGGUAUUGUCAAGCUCUUGGCGACUCCGCGAUUUGCAGGCUUCCCUGUGCCCUCUGGUUUCUUCUCUCGCCUGCUCGGCUUCCACACCGACCGCCUGAUCCUGGGAGCUAUCGCCCCGCUCGCGCUCACUGCUACUCUCUUUGCUGGCCCACUGGUUGGAAUGUACUAUUCACGCGACUUCCCGUGGCAGCACGAAGGCUUUGAGCUCCGGCCAUUUGUCGAAGCGACUGUCAAGGACCUGCUUUGGUGGCGUAACAUUGUGGUUGGACCUGUGACUGAAGAAAUUACCUUCCGUGCCUGCAUGCUGCCUAUGCUCGCAUCCGCAUUCGGUGGACGUGGUGCUCUGCUUGUUGCCCCUGUCAUGUUUGGUUCUGCUCACCUCCACAGCAUCAUCCAGCAUCUGCGCAAGACUGACCAGGAGAUCAAGGCCGCCUGGAGCGGAAUCUUGCUGCAGCUGGCUUAUACCACCGUCUUUGGCGUGUACGCAUCUGCUCUCUUCCUUCGCACUGGUCACAUUAUCGCUCCCAUUCUUUCGCACAGUCUCUGCAACUACAUUGGCUUCCCCGAUGUCGAAGGCGUCGCCAACCAUCCCCGCAAACACGUCAUCGCUGCUGCAUACGUGUUUGGUCUCCUCGGAUUUGGCUUGUUGCUGCUGCCUGUCACGUCGCCGCACUACUACCACAGCAUCUUUUACGGUUUCCGAUAGUUCAACAACUCCGUGCUCGUUCUGUUCCCAACGUGUGCUGUGUGAAUUAUGAAGUGUGUUUUUGUUCUAGUUGGAAGAGCAAGCAUAUCUUCAGAAUGAAAACAAUCAAACAAAAACCUCACCAGACAUAAACAAAGCGG